CAAGUAAGAUCAUCGCCACUUUAAUUAACUCAAGAAGGCUAUAUAUUGCUCACUCCAUUGAUUGUUUAUCAGAAUGCAGAAGCUUUAAUUUCCUUUUCUCUGAACAAGCUAAGAGACACCAUUAUAUUUUCCCUGGAAAUCAUCCCAAAGAUGAGCUGGUGGUGGGCUGGAGCUAUUGGCGCUGCCAGGAAAAGGUUUGAAGAAGAUGAUGUUGAUGCGCCACUCAAGCACCAGAGCGUGGCUCUAAUCCUCGGCGUCACCGGGCUUAUCGGCAACAGCCUCGCCGAGAUCCUCCCUCUGGCCGACACGCCCGGCGGCCCAUGGAAGGUUUACGGCGUAGCCCGCCGCCCAAGACCGGCCUGGAACGCCGAUCAUCCAAUACAGUAUAUCCAGUGCGAUAUUUCCGACGAGGAAGACGCCCAUUCCAAGCUGUCGGUGCUGAGUGACGUCACGCAUGUUUUUUACGUGACAUGGGCGAACCGGCCCACGGAACUGGAAAACUGUGAAGUGAACGGAAAAAUGUUGAGGAAUGUGUUGAAUGCGGUGAUACCAAAUUCUCCAGAUUUGAAGCAUAUUUGCUUGCAAACGGGGCACAAACACUACGUGGGAUCGUUCGAAUAUUUCGGGAAAUUCGCCCACGACACGCCGUACACCGAGGAUUUGCCGCGCCUAGAAACGCCCAACUUUUACUACGUUCUCGAGGAUCUCCUGUUCGACGAGGUUAAGAAAAAGGAGGGAUUAACGUGGUCGGUUCACCGCCCGGGGACCAUCCACGGCUUUUCUCCGUACAGCAUGAUGAACAUGGUGGGAACUCUCUGCGUCUACGCCGCAAUCUGCAAGCACGAAGGGGCCCCACUGAGAUUCCCCGGCGUUAAAGCUGCGUGGGAUGAGUACUCUGUUUGCUCCGAUGCGGAUUUGAUUGCAGAGCACGAGAUCUGGGCGGCGGUGGACCCACACGCCAAGAACGAAGCUUUCAACGUCAGCAAUGGCGACGUGUACAAAUGGAAGCAUUUCUGGAAGAUUUUGGCGGAGCAGUUUGGGCUAGAAGAUGGGGGAUUUGAGGAGGGGGAGAGGGUUACUCUGCAGGAGAUGAUGAAGGGGAAAGGGGCUGUUUGGGAUGAGAUUGUGAAGAAACAUGAUUUGCAAGCUACGAAAUUGGAGGAUGUUGGGGUAUGGUGGUUUGUGGAUCUUAUCUUGAGUGGAAUUUGUCCCCUGGAUACUAUGAACAAGAGCAAAGAACAUGGGUUUCUGGGAUUUAGGAACUCCCAGAAAGCCUUUGUUUUAUGGAUUGAUAAGGUGAAAGCUCACAAGAUCGUUCCUUGAAGAGCCUUUGAUGGUGCAAAUGUGCAAUUCAUUAACAAUCAGCCUUAAGUCUAAUAAAAUGAUCUUGGUGACUUAUUAGUCUUGUUACGUUGUUCAAUCUUGUGUGGUUAUUGGUUAGAUAUACACUCCCAUAGGUAACCUUAAUACUUUAAUAAUGCCCUUAUACAGGCACGUGAGUAGACGAAUAUUGACCAUCAAGUCUUUCUUCGCCACAAAUUUCAUUAUGUAUGCGUUGUUUCUGAAUUUGAAUGGUCAUACUCUUGACUAUUGAGUGGUCAAAUUAAAUAGUAUCAUAGUUGAUUUACAA
Messenger RNA from Ipomoea triloba (trilobed morning glory), 1630 nucleotides. Its product is annotated as 3-oxo-Delta(4,5)-steroid 5-beta-reductase-like. The record is from RefSeq and is a predicted model, not a curated record. The transcript is spliced from 2 exons. The coding region runs from base 151 to 1323 and encodes 390 amino acids. NCBI's taxonomy places the organism in Eukaryota, Viridiplantae, Streptophyta, Magnoliopsida, Solanales, Convolvulaceae.